Eimeria acervulina is the source of this 2928-nucleotide messenger RNA. Its product is annotated as protein kinase (incomplete catalytic triad), putative. Lineage: Eukaryota; Apicomplexa; Conoidasida; Eucoccidiorida; Eimeriidae. Bases 1 to 2928 code for a protein of 975 amino acids. The transcript has 6 exons. Gene Ontology annotation, biological process: protein phosphorylation. Gene Ontology annotation, molecular function: ATP binding; protein kinase activity. The record is from RefSeq and is a predicted model, not a curated record.
AUGCAGCAGUCAUUCUACUUGAGUAUCCUGCUGCAGCAGCUGCAGCAGCUGCAGCAGUUGCAGCAGCUGCAGCCGCCGCAGCAGUUGCAGCAAACGCCCUCUUCUUCGCUGGGGGCUCCUCGAGUCUCCUCUGCAGCUCCUGAUGCCUCCUUAUCCGUGCACGUGCUGCAGCUGCAGCAAUUCAAGAAGCAGCAGCAGCAGCAGCAGCAGCACCGGUGUAUACGAGCGCCUCAGGAUGUACUGAUCUUAGUCGCAGCGGCGCUGCUGUGGGAGCUUCACAACACCAGCAGCAGCAGUAUUAGUAGUAGUAGUAUUAGCAGCAGCAGCAGAAGCUGUAGUAGCAGCAGUAGCAACAAUAGCAGCAGCAGGCAGCAGGUAGACCUGGCAGCGACUUCAGCUGCCUCAUCCAUUUUAUAUAGCAGCGAAAGGUGUUGUAAAGAGCAGCAAUUGUUGUUGCUGCAACAGAAAAUACGAGAGCACCAGAAGCAGCAGCAGCAGCAGCAACAGCAACAGCAGCAGUGGGAGGAGGAGCAGCAGCAACAACAGCGACAGCAAGAACAGCAGCAGCAGCAGCAGCAGCAGCAGCAGCAUUUCUUUCUUGAUUUGUUUUUAGCAGGACUGCUUAGUGCUGCCAAUGUUUGUAUUCAGACGCAUUUGCUGCAGCACUGGGAAGCAAAAAGAGAAAAGGGACAGCAGCAGCAGCAGCAGCAGCAACAGCAGCAGCAGCAGCAGCAGCAGCAACAACAGCAGCAGGUACAGACUUCGGCGGGGCGCGCGGAAGUGCAUCGCCUCAUCAACACCACACAGGCCACAGCAGCAGCAGCGGAAGCAGCAGCAGCAGCGGGAGUAGCAGCAGCAGCAACAGGGAUAGCAGCUGCUGAACCGGCAGCGACGGUAGCAGAAACAACAACAACAACAACAGCAGCAGCAGCAGCAGCAGCAAGCGCAGCGGCAGCAGCAGCAACAGCAGGUUGUGAUGGUCUACCCACGCGCAGUGGCCUUCCUCCAAAGCUGGCGCAGCAUCAUCAGCAGCAACACCAUCAGCAGCAGCUUCAGCAGCAGCAUCAGCAGCAACAGCAGCAGCAGCAACAGCAGCAGCAGCAACAGCAGCAGCAGCAGCAAGUGCGUAGGAAGUGCUCUGCUGCUGCUUUUAUGUUUCGCUUUGGGGCAAAGCCUCUGCAGCGUGCAUUUGCUUCUGCUGUGCUGCUGCUGCCCAUCUUGUGCUCACCUGCAGCAGCAGCAGCAGCAGCAGCAGCAGCAACAGCAGCAAACGCCUUUCCUGCCCCACCAGCCCCUAUCACCUUCGUUUCAGGAGCAGCAGCAGAGGCAGCAGCUGAUGAAGCAGCAGCAGCAGCAGGAGCAGCAGCAGCAGCAGCAAAUUCGCGACAGACCGGUGAGGCGAGUCCUCUUGAUUUCGGGGGCCCCACAGGGGAUGAGGCAGCAGCAGAAAAGAAUACAGCAGCAGCAGCAGCAGCAGCAGCAGAUGAGAGUGCUGCUGCUGCUGGCGUCUCCCCAGUGGAUUUCGAUUGGCGGCUGGGCUAUGACUCUGAGGAGCAGCAGUUUGCAGCAACAUCAGCAGCAACGCCCGAAACAGCAGCAGCAGCAGCAGCAGCGGCAUGCGGGUCUUGGUUGAAGGCUGGAGAGGGUUCAGUCUGUCUGCUGCAGCUGCCGCUAACAACAGACAACUUAGCUGCGCUGCUGCUGCUGCUGUUUCUGUCUCUGCUGGGAGUUAUUUAUUUGCUGCGUCUCUCAGCAGGCAUGAGGCGGGGCUGUCAGUGCCGCCUAUGCAGAGGAGACUACUCUAUUGUUCGCAAGUUGGGCCGGGGAGGGUACGGAACCGUUUGGUUGGCUCGGGCCCGUGGCCGCGCUGCUGCUGCUGCUGCUGCUGCUUGUGCUGCAGUAGCUGCUACUGCUGCUGCUGCGCCUCUGCGUCGUCUGGUGGUGCUGAAGAAAAUAGAAGUGAAGGACAUAACAGCAGCAGACAGCUAUCAGCAAGAAGCAAGGAGGCUUUCUAGGCUCAAGCAUCAACACGUCGUGGGUUAUGUGGGGGAGUUUAUUCACCAGGAGCCUUCAUUUGGCCGUGUCGAGCGGAAGACAUAUUUUAUGUUGCUGAUGGAGUUCUGUCCUCUAGGAGACUUAAAACGGCUCAUCGAUAAACAGUACCGAGCACUCAAUGAACGCAGAAUUCGCCGUUGGCUUUAUGAGUUGGUGCAGGCCGUCCACUAUCUGCACGAAAGAAAUAUCCUUCACAGAGAUAUAAAGAGCCAGAAUGUGUUUCUCUCUCAAGAGUGCCACAUCCGCCUCGGCGACUUCGGUCUCUGUCGCGUUGCAGCUUCACCUAGCAAACCUCUGCAGCACAGGUCUGCUCAGCAGCAGCAGCAGCAGCAACAACAACAACAGCAGCAGCAGCAGACGCAGCAGGUGCAGCGGCACUUCCUGGGUGCCGCUGCGGGCGCGGGCAGAUGUCAGCAGCAGCGGGGACGUGCAGCAGCCGAUGCUUCGGCUAGGAGCAUCAGCAGCAACUUUGCUGACUUCUUGCAGCAGCAGCAGAAGCAGCAGCAGCAGCAGCAGCGCAUGCGUCGAGCUGCAGCAGCAGCAACCGGAACCAAGUUGGCAUGGCUCUUAGCGUAUGUCUCUUCUUUGAAGGAUUUGCUGCUGUCUCCUUUUUUGUCAUUCCUUCGAUACACAAAAGGCUGCAGCAGCAGCAGCAGCAGCAGCAGCAGCGGGGACGGGUGCGUGAGCAGCAGCAGCAACAGCACGAAGGGUAGCUACAGGAGCAGCACAACAGCAGCAGCAGCAGCAGCAGCAGCAGCAGGUGCAGAUACACCUGAUAACAGCUCGCUGCUUUCUUUUGCUGGUACUGACUGCUACAUGGCCCCGGAGGUUCUCUUAGGAGAGACGUACGGGAAGCCGUUUGUCUCCUUUUAA